GAGUACCAGGGCCAUUCUAUAGGAAGUCGUUUACACUAACGUCUCCCUUUUAAGAGGGAGAGUGCGUUUUAAAUAUAGGAUGAUGAUUCGCUUUAAGUCGAGAAGUAUAACGUUUGCCGUAGUCGUUGUCACAACAUUAUUACCACUCAUCGACGCCAGAGGUCGCCUUUUAGAACCAGUUCAGAGGUCAUCGCUAUGGCGGCGAGGUUUUCGAAGUCCGAUCAAUCGUGACGACGAUGGGUUGAACUGUGGAGGAUAUUGGCACCAGUGGCAGUUGAAUUCUGGGAAAUGUGGAGUAUGUGGUGAUGCUUACGACGCCGUGCCUCGUCAAAACGAGGUUGGCGGGAAAUUUGCAAAUGGAAUUAUUUCCCGGUAUUACAGCACGAAUGACGCUGUUAUGAACGUUGUUGUGGAGGUGAAAAAGAACAUGAAGGGAUACUUUGAAUUCCGUUUGUGUCCGGAUGUGACAGAUUCAGUUCCAGUGACGCAGACGUGUUUAGACAAAUAUCCCUUAGAAAUCAAAGGUCAUGGCAAAAAAUUUGAACCGACGCAGAUUGGGAUGAAUCACCUACAAGUUGUUCUUCCGAACGGGAUUGAAUGCGAGCGCUGUGUUCUACAGUGGAAAUGGCACACGGCUAUGAAUUGGGGGAAAUGCGAGGAUGGUUCGAGUAGGAUAGGAUGUGGUCCCCAAGAAGAAUAUUACAACUGUGCGGAUAUAUCCAUCUUACCUUCCGAGACGAUCCUCAGAAGAAAUAUCAAAGAAGGGAAACAGAUGUCGGGAUCGGCGUUCCAAUAUUUACAAAACGAUUCUACAGUGGAACCAAUUGUCCCUAUUUUCGAUUUCAAUGAGCGAAAUAAUCGCAUGUCAAACAAAGCAGCGAGUGGAGAGGUACAGGUGAGGAAGGAUACUAAACCUGCGUUUCCUAGUGCCUCUAUUGGAAAAGUUCCAAAGCCAAAAGGUAUUAUAUUGCCAUAUUUAGGGGAAAUAACAGCAAAUUCCGAUCAACAUAUGGAUAUAGGCACCCAGGUUGAAAACAAAGCCAAAGAAAAUAUCAAUCCCGUAAACCUUCUUAAUCGGUUUAAGUCAACUUCAGAAUUCAAAGGAAAGAUUCUGUCGCGCACCAAGCGAGCCACUUCUGUAACACCAAACCCAGCUACACAAGUACAUAGUAGUUUUUCUUUAAAGAAAACGACCAAGAGUUUUUCAGGUUCCAACGCCCAUUCUAAUCUGGGACACACAUCUGGGCGUCUUGGAUCGAUGAAAGGCCAAACUGGAGUUAUUUCUCCUCCACUUGCAAUCAAAACAGGCAAGCAAACAUCACCUAUGGUCUUCAAAUCUUCUUCAUCAUCUUCAUCCUCCACGAUAUCACGACCAUCUCCAUUAACGUCCGUAAAGUGGUCUGCGUCAUCCCUAAGCUCAAAUCCAGGAUCAUCAUCUUCAGGCUUUGACAGUUCUGUUCCAAUCCGAAGUGGUCUUGCAUCACGUGUGAUGUCUGGGGCCAUUGGACCAAAAACAGUUCAUGCCAUAUCUUUUGUUGUUAACAACACCCAUAGCGGUAUUGACAAGCAGCCUCACUCCGCUGUCUCUCUAGCAUUACGGAAGCUAAAAAAGCUUGUGAAAUAUGUAAAAGAAGGUGGAAAUGCGGAAACUAUUCAGACCGUUCAAGUCACAAAUACACCUAGCGGUGCUAUCAGAAAGGUUAUCCGGACAGAGAUUAGAAAGAAAAACAUGGGUGUAACACCAUCUUUCAUUGCUGGUGCAAACCAAGGCUCCCUUAAGAUUUCUGCAAAAGAUUUCUUAAACGGUAAACCAACAUCGAAUAGAAUGUCUUCUUUCAGUGGAUCUGUGGGUGUUCCUGUGCAUACAGUUGGGGGAUCUACAGAAGUCAAUGUAAACCAACGAUUCCAGGCAAAUAGUAAAACACCAUCUGUGUCUAUGAAGAUAACAAACACAGCAACAAAACAUGUGACUUCAAAUGGGCAUCAAAAACCGGAAGUGGAAGUACAAUCGAUUAAAGAGACAAAAUCAUCAAUAGUAACAAACAAUGUCAUACGACAAUCUGAUAGUAUAAAAGUUCAAAACAAUAAUUCAAAUCAGCAGAUGUCACUGGCAUCACCGAGAGAAACCAAUAUUGACUCACAAAACAGCGUGAAAUCCACGUUUGAAAAGAAGAUGGAACAAUCAAAACCAAUUACUACGGAGACGAAAUCAAAAGUAAUUUCUUCACCUCAAUCAAUAAGCUCAUCACUUAGCUCGAUUUCUUCCCCUCAAUCAAUGCUGUCCAAUGCAGUAAUUACCUCAAGAAACACCAGAAUCGAUACAGAGCAACAGGCUACAAAAAGUCGGCUGUCAUAUCCUCAAACAGUAGUAGUCCCAAGCACUGAUAACAAUUACGUUCGUCCAUCAUCAAUGUCAGGCCCCUCCCUUAUCAUUGCCGGGGGAUCGCUGUCUAGCCGUCCUGCUGACCUCGGAUACAAUAAAAUGUCCCAGGUGACGGAGACAGAAGCCAAGCAAUCUUUUCUGAAGACACAGCAAAUGAUUUCGGCCCAACGAAAUGAAGAUUUAUAUCAAUCAUCGGUCAAUGCUGAAACAAAUAUUGGAAAACAAUUAGACCCUGUUGUAAUUUCUGACACUGUAUCAAAAUCGGAUCGAACAGUAUCAAAACCCGAUACACCAAGAGAUAGGCCGAUGACAAACGUUAACAAAUUUAUUCACACUGUAAGUGAGGAGAAAGGCAGAAUAAAUACACCGACAAGACAAUUUGAGAAAAUCGAAAUCCGAUCGAAUAAUAACUUUUCACCGAGUAGGGAUGCAAAGAAUUCCUUUUCUGCCAGACAUGACAUUGCAGCAGUGGAUAAAAGAAAGAGCAAUACGAGAGAAAUUCUGAAUGCAAAUCAAGUUUUUCGAAAUGUGAAGUCUGAAGCGAUAGAAAAAAUUCUACGGGAAAAACAAGAACCCAAUCCCAGCAGAAAAAUUGCCCAUAAAAUGGCGUCUGACUCGAAACAAGUGCGACCAGACACGACCCGUACGAAAUCUGUGGAAGUCAACACGACAUCGGUUAGGAAGGUAUCCUCAAAGCCAUCAACAUCAUCUUCCUCAUUUUCUUCUUCAGUGUCCUCAUUUUCAGUUUCGUCAAGUUCUCAAGCAAGUAAUACAUCAUCAGUCUCAAGCAUGAUCCCUGGUACCAAAAAAUGGCAAGCCAUUCCAAAUCAAGGAAAUUUAAAAAUCGAAACCACGAAAGUAAUUCGCCAAAUUCAAAGCCAAGCUGAUAAUAAAAAUAUUGAUACUAACACACCACUUGAAACAAGCACUAUGGAUAAUUUGGAUGUCAUUACGAUCCGUCCCAAUGACGUAACAACAGUUCCAACUGUAUUAGAAAUUAGUUCUAAGGUUAUUCAAGAUCCAGGCGCUGAAAUGGUCAGAAGUGCCUCUGGUAUUGUUGACACAACACUACCACCACAGAUACCACCAAGUACUAAUCCACCAGAUAGUGGUUCUUAUACAAAAACUUCGCAAACACAAACAAAUGAUCAGAUAAUUUCAAGUCCUAUACUUAUAAAGGGAAGCAUCAAUAUCGGUGGUACUGGUGGAGCACAGUGGGGGAUUUCUAAUGGUUUAGACGGUUUACAUCAAAAUCAAAAUUUAGUUGUAGACGGUCUCAACCAAGGACUUGGACUUGAGUAUGGCAUAAAUGACCCAUCUUAUCAAAUUAAUUUUAAUUUGCCCUCUACCUCGCAGAAAAACGUAGGUGGAAAUACCUGGAUAGAGACAUCUGGAUUAAACACUCAGCAAAUGGAUUCAUUGUUAAUGGACCAAACCUCAUCUUUAGCCUCUCAGUCUUCCUACUCUAGUAUGUCAAGCAAUGUCGGCGAACAAUUUUUGACAGCAGAUUCAGGGGUAAACAUCCCCCUUCCUCCAGGCGAUAACAUCCCCCUUCCCCCAGGGGAGACUGGUAUGAUGAUUGAUGGUAUGCAGGAGAUGCAAAAUGCCGAUUUAUUUGUUCCCUAUGACACAAAUAUGAUGACUGGGGUCGAUCAGUUUGGUACCGGAUCAUCGACAGCUGAUAUAAGUUUUACACAAGGCGCCUCACUUGACGGUAUUCCUCAAGGUGCUCAGAUUUCGUCAAAUUUUGGUGGACAAGCAUUAUCGUCUGGUUUCGAUGCAGGAAUCAUUCCGAGUGGAAUGGACCACACUCUGCUAAGAAUGACAGAUACGUCUGCCCUAGACGUUGGUCCAGUCCUUUCUGCGGGUGGUCAAGUCGCACACGACAGUGCAUUUGGACUUGGUUUUGUCACUUCAUUACCGGAAACAACACCACCACCUACCACCACCACCACCACCACAACAACAACAACAGCAGCAACAACUACGACAACUAGAGCCACAACAACAACCUCUACAACACAAACUCCAACUACAAGUACAGAACAAUCAACAACUACACAGGCACAACCUAUAACAACAACUAGAAUCCCAACAACAACAACAGAAACUACAACAAAAAGGCCAACAACAACAACUCAAAUUCCAACCACUCAAGUCCCAACAACCACAACAGAAGCUACUACAACUCUAGCCCCAACUACACAAGCAAUUACAAGAGAAACUAUACAGGCAUUGCAACCUCUUGUUCAAACUGUAGAUUUUUCCGUAUCAAAGACAUCUUCAGUGUCUGAAGCUAAAUCGUCGUCGAUCGGAUCCAAUACAAAAGUUGAAACAAGCCCAUCAGACUCGUCAUACACAAUAUUUUCUGUGGAAGAAGCACCUAAAAAAUUAACUCCACCUCCUGCUCCGGUCAUCAAGCAAGUCAUUGUUUCAACAAAUGAACAGAUUGAUAUGGCAGAGAGACCUAUACCAGAGUUAAAAGCAGUUUCAGCUCAGCAUAUAUCCUCUAGUCAAACCAUUGAAGGGAAAUCUGCACAGAAAACUGAUUCCAAUGCGGAGGUCAAGGUUACGAAAGAUUCGCAAAGUAGCACACUCAAAGUAACGAAAACAGCAGACACUUCAAAUGCAGAGCUCAUCUCUAAAGGUAGUGUUUUUGGUAAGACGGAUGUUGAAACAACAGGCACUUCAGAUGCACAAAUCAAAGGUAUAAGUGAAACUAGUGUCAAAACAUCAUAUGAAACUAGCGGGAGAAUCAGCACUGCAGAUGAGUCAUUAGGAAAUGCAAUCAUAAAUAAGUCAAACUUUAAAUCGGUUGAUGUUGAACGAAAAAUUACAGGGAAGAACACUGGUUUGAACUUAAAAACAAAGCAGGACAAUGUUGUUUCUAAACAAAGCAAAAGCCUUAGUGAAACCGUAACAGAUACCAAAACUGAGAAAUCCAAAAGUACCGGUCAGGAUCCCAACGCUAUAUUAGCGAACAUGUUUAAAGCUCUUACAGACAUUAUGCUUAAAGUUCAAAUGAGAGGCAAACAAACAUUCCCCUAUUCAACAGAUCAGAGCCAAAAAAUCCUGAUGACUAACGCUAUGGCAGGGGCCCCAACUGCCAUUACACUGGAGAAAGCAAAUACACAGACAUCUGCAAGUUCCUCCUCCACUUCAGUUAAUGUGGAAUCAAAAUCAGUUUCAGCCAGUGAAGUUGUUCAGGGAGAUGUUAGGAAGGAUAAGAUUGCAACUGUUCCCUCAGAAUCGCAAGUAAUGGACACCAGUGCAAAGCAGUCUGCAAGUAUUUCAUCGGAAUCUUCCUUAAAAUCAAUAACAGUGACUCAAUCUCCUUCUGCUACUCAGCUUCCACCACAAACAGAGGCGCCUGCAGUAGAAGCAUCACCAAUAAACACCGGUGAUACAAAAAUAUCAAAUCUUGAAGCAUCGUCUUUCAGCAUGACAGAAAAUUCUGCUAUGGAUAUGACUGGUGUAGGAAAUAUUGAUGGACAAGCAGUGGGCACGAGCAUGAUUGAUUCCACUGGGAUUGGGAAUAUGGCGCCUGAAUGGGGUAAUACUGCCAUGACAGGAAAUGUUGAUCUCAUGAUGGACACUGCUAACUUAGGUACAGCUUCGAACAACGUUUGGGACACUACAUAUGUUUUUGACAAUACAGCUACAGGUGUAAUGGAUGUAGGGACUGGGCCAUCUGGUUCUUCCUGGGAUACCAUGUUUGUUGACUCUGUAUUGCCAACGGACGCCACAAUGACUGGAAGUUCAGCUGGGGGUUGGGAUGCAUCCUUCAAUACAGAAAAUACGGGAACCUCCACAGGUUCUUCCUUUUCUUCCUCCAAAACGGUUUCAUCUUCAUCUAAGUCAAUUAGUUCGUCUUCCUCUCGCAGAGGGGAUACAGCUUCCAAAGGACGAGUUCAAAUGCGUGGAUCCUCAGUAAAACAAGCUACAGGUCAAGAGUCCGCACGACCGAUUAUUCAACCACUGACUACACGCCCAACACCAGCACCGAUCAGAAGAGUUGCAUUAAUUAAAACGACACCAGCUCCUCCACCUACACCCCCAAUGAGGCGAAUCACCACAACGCCCCAACCUACAACUCCAUGGGACGCUUCUUUUGUAAACCUCCGAUCAUUGUCUGGAUUCCAGAUAUCCGGAGGCGGAUCAGGCGCAUCUUCACAAAACACUGGCGCCUCAAUGAGUGAUUCCACUUCGCAAAGAAGUGGUCAAUCAUUUAACAAUUUUGAUAAUGUUGCCAAUUCAAAUACUGUUGAUGUUUCCAACUCAUUCAACAGCAUUGAUAACUCUAAAUCCUUCAAACGAGGCGGUGUAGAUACAUUCAAUUCCUUUGAUUCAACUAAUGCACUCCAGUCGGGAAGGAGAGGAUCCUUCUCAGCCAGUUCAUCUAGCAUGAUGCAGUCUGGUAGUUCGUCAAAUGUGGGACCAGUGGUUCCUACCGAAUCUAGCCAGGCUGCUUGGGGGCUAGGAGUGGAGGCUUCCUCAAACAGAAUGAACACCAUGAACACUCAAACAGCAUUCAACGCUCAGAUGACCGGGAACAACAACAAAUGGAACAACUUCCUUGAGGUAGGAUCCUCAAGAUUUGAUAUACCUGUUAAUGUCCCUCCUCCUACCACUACAACAAUGGCUCCUACUACCACGACGCCAUUACCGACAGAGCCUCCUGUGAUUAUUGACGUGAAUGAUCUGACUCCAGAGUCUGUGGACCCGAUAUCCAGGAACGUUAUGUUAAGCAUGAUUCGCUCAAUGGGACAAAACAAACAAACGAUUCUCACACUUCUUUACACUACCGGUGCCGACUUCCUAAGAUCCAUGAAUAUCAAUCCUGCCCAUCUAAAGGGAUCCGUAAGUACCGCUGUACUGAACAUUCUACCGGAACUCAGACGCUUCCUACGACUUCCAAGACGACGAAGCUUUCCCGGGGACCCAUACAUCGUGGGUAAAGGAUACAGGAGUCAAAUUAGAAGACAACAGACACAGCAACGUCAGCAGCAAUAUUCGUCCUAUGAUAUGAACAAUACAAUGAGUGGAUCCAAUCAAAAUUAUCAACCGCCACCACCACCUACGACACCCGAUCCCGUUCAGCGAGCGGUAGAAUCUGCCAUGAGCAAACAGCUAAUUACGAUGUUAGGUUUGGCACCGGAACCACCGGAUCCGCCAGCAGGAGGUCGUAGAGGACAGGGAGGAAGAGGUCGUGGUGCAGGAGGCGGAUGGGGUGCACCGGAUCCAUGGAAUACGGCAGGUGGAGGAGCAGAUCCAUGGGGAGCAGGUGGUGGAGGUGCAGGUGGUGGAGGAGCAGGGCCAGAUCCUUGGGGAGCUCCUGCAGGUGCUGCUGCUGGUGCUGCUGAUCCUUGGACACAGCCUGGUCCUGACCCGUGGGGAGCUCCUGCAGGAGGAGGUGGAAGGAUGUCACGUCAAUGGCAAGAUGUGCUUGGUCUGACUCCUGAGCCUGGAGAUGUUCCUCCCGGUCAGCAAGGUGGUGGAGGUGGAGGUGGAGGAGGAUGGGGUGGAGGAGGAGGCGGCGGAUGGGGUGGUGGAAGAGGAGGUAGAAGGCGAGGAGGAGGAGGAGGAGGAGGAUUUGGAGCGUUGGGUAGAUUAGCCGGUAUGAUGAUGGAUCCUGCGGAAGCUGCUGAACUGGGUCUCGGUCCCGGUCCACGAGGAGGUGGCGGAGGCAGAGGAGGAGGAGGAGGCGGAAGACGAGGUCCCAUGAGUAGAGGGCGUGUCAUGCAAGAGAUUGCUGAAGCCUUUGGGUUUUAA
Molecule: messenger RNA, 8155 nt
Organism: Ostrea edulis (European flat oyster)
Lineage: Eukaryota; Metazoa; Mollusca; Bivalvia; Ostreida; Ostreidae
Product: serine-rich adhesin for platelets-like
Exons: 5
Coding region: 80-8155 (2691 amino acids)
Source: RefSeq, a predicted model, not a curated record